This is a messenger RNA of Microtus ochrogaster (prairie vole), 6345 nucleotides long. RefSeq names its product myosin VIIB (gene Myo7b). Gene Ontology annotation, cellular component: myosin complex; cytoskeleton. NCBI's taxonomy places the organism in Eukaryota, Metazoa, Chordata, Mammalia, Rodentia, Cricetidae. Gene Ontology annotation, molecular function: protein binding; ATP binding; cytoskeletal motor activity. The record is from RefSeq and is a predicted model, not a curated record.
AUGUCGGUAUUCCACUUGGGUGAUCAUGUGUGGCUGGACCCUCCCUCCACCAGCAAGACCGGUGUGGCCAUUGGAGGCAUUGUCAAAGAGACAAAACUGGGAAAGGUCUUGAUUGAGGAUGAUGAGGGCAAGGAACACUGGAUCUCUGCAGCGGACCUCAACACCCUCAGCCCCAUGCACCCCAACUCAGCCCAAGGAGUGGAUGACAUGAUCCGCCUAGGUGACCUGAACGAGGCAGGGGUGGUACACAACCUCCUGGUCCGCUACCAGCAGCACAAGAUCUACACCUAUACAGGCUCCAUCCUGGUAGCUGUGAACCCAUUCCAGAUGCUGCCCCUGUACACCCUGGAGCAGGUACAACUCUACUACAGCCACCACAUGGGUGAGCUGCCGCCCCACGUCUUUGCCAUUGCCAACAGCUGCUACUUCAACAUGAAGAAGAACAAGAGGGAUCAGUGCUGCAUCAUCAGUGGCGAGUCUGGGGCUGGGAAGACUGAGACCACCAAGCUCAUCCUUCAGUUCCUGGCUACAGUCAGCGGCCAGCAUUCGUGGAUUGAGCAGCAGGUCCUGGAGGCCAACCCCAUCCUGGAAGCCUUUGGCAAUGCCAAGACCAUCCGCAACGACAACUCCAGCCGCUUCGGAAAGUACAUUGACAUCCACUUCAACCCCAGCGGGGUGAUCGAGGGUGCCAGCAUUGAGCACUUUCUUCUGGAGAAGUCCAGAGUCUGUCGGCAGGCUGCGGAGGAACGAAACUAUCACAUUUUCUACUGCAUGCUUAUGGGGAUGAGCCCAGAGGAAAAGAAACUGCUGGGGCUGGGCAUGCCCUCUGACUACCACUACCUGACCAUGGGGAACUGCACAUCCUACGAGGGGCUCAGCGAUGCCAAGGACUACGCGCACGUUCGCUCAGCCAUGAAGAUCCUCCACUUCUCAGACUCUGAGAACUGGGACAUCAGCAAGCUGUUGGCAGCCAUCCUCCACCUGGGGAAUGUGGGGUUUAUGGCUGCGGUCUUCGAGAACCUGGAUUCCUCUGAUUUGAUGGAAACUCCAGCCUUCUCCUUUGCGAUGAACUUGCUAGAGGUGCAGUUCCAGGCUCUCCGAGAAUGCUUGAUCAAACACACAAUCCCCAUCCGUGGAGAAUACGUCUCCAGGCCCUUGAACAUUGCACAAGCUGCAGACCGAAGAGACGCUUUUGUCAAGGGCAUCUACGGGCACCUCUUCCUAUGGAUUGUCAAGAAGAUCAAUGCUACGAUCUUCACACCACCAGGCGAGGAUCCCCGAAGUGUGCGGAGGGCCAUUGGUCUCCUGGACAUAUUUGGCUUUGAAAACUUUGAGAAAAAUAGCUUUGAACAACUCUGCAUCAACUUCGCCAAUGAGCAUCUCCAGCAAUUCUUUGUGAAGCAUGUGUUCACAAUGGAGCAGGAGGAGUACCUUUCUGAGAACAUCAGCUGGAACUACAUCCACUACAUGGACAACCAGCCCAUCCUAGACCUGCUGGCCGUCAAGCCCAUGAGUGUCAUCUCCCUCCUAGAUGAGGAGAGCCGCUUCCCACAGGGGACAGACGUCACGAUGCUGCAGAAACUGAACAGUGUCCAUGCCAACAACAAGUCCUUCCUAAGACCCAAGAACAUCCAUGACACCCGAUUUGGAAUUGUGCACUUUGCGGGUGACGUAUACUACCAGGCAGAAGGCUUUCUGGAGAAGAACCGAGACGUGCUAAGCAUAGACAUCCUCAACCUGGUUCAGUCCUCCAAAAACAAGUUCCUGAAGGAGAUAUUCAACCUGGAGUCACCACAAACAAAGAUGGGCCAUGGCACCAUCCGCCAGUUGAAGGCAGGAAACCAGUUCUUCAAGCCAUCAGACUCCAUCAAGCGCCCACUCACCCUCGCAGGCCAGUUCAAGCAGUCCCUGGAUCAGCUGAUGAGAAUCCUGACCAACUGUCAGCCCUACUUCAUCCGCUGCAUCAAACCCAAUGAGUACAAGAAGCCGCUGCUGUUUGACCGAGAGCUGUGCAUUCAGCAGCUGCGCUAUUCCGGCAUGAUGGAGACGGUGCAAAUCCGCAAGUCGGGUUUUCCCAUCCGCUACACGUUUGAAGAGUUCUCCCAGAGGUUCCACAUGCUGCUGUCCAGCCCUGAGCGCAAGCAGUUUCAAGACAAACACCGCCAAAUGACCUUGCGCAUUGCUGACCUGUGCCUGGGGACAGACAAAGACUGGAAAGUGGGAAAGACCAAAAUCUUCCUGAAGGAUCAUCAGGACACAAUGCUGGAGAUCCAGAGGAGCCAGGCCCUGGACGGAGCAGCGACCUGCAUCCAGAGAGUCCUUCGGGGACACAAAUACAGGAAGGAGUUCCUGAGGCAGAGACAGGCGGCUGUGACCCUGCAGGCAACAUGGCGAGGCCACUGCCAAAGAAAGAAUUUUGAGCUGAUCCUAGUGGGGUUUAAGCGUCUGCAGGCCAUUGCCCGGAGCCACCAGCUGAUGAGACAGUUCCAGGCCAUGCGACAGAGGAUAGUGCAGCUACAGGCCCAUUGCAGGGGCUACCUGGUGCGACAGCAAUUCCAGGCCAAGAGGAAGGCGGCGGCGACCAAACAGGUACAUGCCAGAGGCCUGGCUGCCCGGUGGAGCUUCCCGCAACAGAAACCCGUUAAACCUCGGGUCAUUCUGGCUAGCGAACCAAAGGGUCAAGGUGCUGUCCUUGACAGGAAGCGUAAGUCCAUCUAUGACACAGUUACCGACACAGAGAUGGUGGAGAAAGUGUUCGGCUUCCUCCCAGCCAUGAUUGGAGGCCAGGAGGGCCCAGCUCCGACAGGCUUUGAGGAUCUGGAAGUAAAGACUCAGAAACUGCCCGAAGUUGAUCUGGAUGCAGUGCCCAUGACGGAGAUGCCUGAGGAAGAUAGGGACGAUUUGGCUGAGUAUACCUUCCCCAAGUUUGCCGUGACUUACUUCCAGAAAUCAGCCAACCAUACCCACAUACAGAAGCUGCUCAAGUACCCACUGCUCUACCAUGAAAACGAAACUGACCACCUGGCAGCUCUAGCUGUGUGGCCCAUCAUCCUGAGGUUCAUGGGGGACCUUCCGGAACCAGUGCUCUACAUCAGGAACAGCCUGAGUGACUCGGUGACACGGCAGACCCAUAACAGGCUGAGCAAGGACAGUGGCACUCAGGGCCCACAGCACAACGGACAUGCACAGGUGGCCAGAAAACUGAAUCCUGGUGAAGAGGCAUUCAAUUCUGAUGUCCCUGUCUCAGAAAGACCCAUGUCUAACCUGGAGAAGGUGCACUUCAUUGUGGGCUACGCCAUCAUGCGUCCCGGACUCAGAGAUGAAAUUUACUGCCAGAUCUGCAAGCAGCUCUCUGGGAACCACAAGACAAGCAGCGUGGGCCGGGGCUGGAUUCUGCUCAGCCUCUGUCUGGGCUGCUUCCCUCCCUCGGAGAGGUUCAUGAAGUAUCUGCUGAAUUUUAUUAGUCAAGGGCCAGCCAGCUAUGGGCCCUUCUGUGCCGAGCGCCUACAGCGUACCUUCUCCAAUGGGGUGCGCUCAGAACCCCCCACCUGGCUGGAGUUGCAGGCCGUCAAGUCCAAGAAGCACAUCCCGAUCCAGGUCAUCCUUGCAGCUGGAGGGAGCCUGACUGUCUCUGUGGAUUCUGCCUCCACAUCCCAAGAAGUCUGCCAGCACAUCGCUCAGAAACAGGGCCUCAAGGACCAGCUGGGCUUCUCCCUCCAGGUCGCUGUGUACAACAAGUUCUGGUCCUUGGGCAAUGGCAGUGACCAUGUGAUGGAUGCUGUGGCCCAGUGUGAACAACUGGCCCGGGAGAGGGGAGAGAGCCAGUGCCAGUCCCCCUGGCGCAUCUACUUCCGGAAGGAGUUCUUCGCCCCCUGGCAUGACUCCCGGGAGGACCCUGUGAGCACUGAACUCAUUUACUCCCAAGCCCUCCAUGGAGUGUGGUCUGGCGAGUAUACUUUUGAGAAGGAGGAGGAACUGGUGGAGCUGCUGGCCCGCCACUGCUACGUGCGGCUUGGGGCCACGGUGAAGAGCAGCGCUGUUCAGGAGCUGCUGCCUAGCUGCAUUCCCGCCAAGCUGUACCGGACCAAGUCUCCAGAGAAGUGGGCUAGCAUCGUCAUGGCUGCCCAUGCCAAGGCCCCGUAUACCCAGACCAAAGCCAAACCACUGGCGGUGAAAGAGCAGACAGUGGAGGCUGCCCGUUUGCUGUGGCCCCUGCUCUUCUCCCGGCUAUAUGAAGUCACCACACUCUCCGGCCCCAGCCUUCCCAAGACACAGCUGAUUUUGGCCAUUAACUGGAAGGGGCUGUGCUUUCUGGACCAGAAGGAGAACCAGCUGCUGGAGUUGUCCUUCGCAGAGGUCAUGAGUCUGGUUGCCAACAGGGACGCCCCAGGUGGCCAGCGACUGCUUCUGUCCACACUGCAUGAAGAGUAUGAGUUCUUCUCCCCCAGCAGCGUGGCCAUUGCAGAGUUAGUGGCCUUGUUCCUGGGAGGAUUGAAGGAGAGGUCUGUGUUCGCCAUGGCCCUGCAGGACAGAAAGGCCACAGAUGACGCCACCCUUCUGCCGUUCAAGAAAGGGGACUUAUUGAUCCUGACCAAGAGACAGGGACCAUCGGCCUCAGAGAACUGGAUCCCAGGGCAGAAUGACAGAACAGGCAAGACAGGGCUGGUGCCCGUGGCCUGCCUCUACAUCAUCCCCUCGCUCACCAAGCCCUCAGCCCAGCUGCUGAAGUUGCUGGCCAUGUCACCAGAGAAGCGGAAGCUGGCUGCCCAGGAGGUGCGGGCUGCAGAACCACUGCUGGAGGAGCAGUCCACGGAGUCACCCUACACCCUGGAGGAGUUUUCCUACCAGUUCUUCAGGGCUCCAGACAAGGAGACCAUCAGCAGGUCCACCAUGCCUAUGGCCCGCAAUCGAGGCCACCUGUGGGCCUACUCCCCAGAGCCACUGCGCCAGCCACUGCUCAAAUGUGUCCACGACAAAGCCAAACUUCGGGAUCCCGCCUGUCAGAUCUUUCUUGCCAUUCUCAAGUACACAGGCGACUACCCUUCCCGGCAGUCAUGGAACAGCCUGGAGCUCACAGACCAGAUGUUCUCCUUAGCCCUGCAGGAGCCGGCUCUUCAGGAUGAGCUCUACUGCCAGAUCCUAAAGCAACUGACCCACAACUCAGUCAGGUACAGUGAAGAGCGAGCCUGGCAGCUGCUAUGGCUCUGCACAGGCCUCUUCCCGCCAGGUAAAAAGCUGCUACCUCACGCUCAGAAGUUCAUAGACUCCCGGAAGAAAAAACUUCUGGCUCCUGACUGCAGUCGCAGGCUCCACAGGGUUCUGAGGAUGGGACCUCGAAAGCAGCCCCCACAUCACGUAGAGGUGAAGGCUGCUGAGCAGAAUGUCUCCAAACUACGCCAUGAGGUGUACCUCCCCAAUGACACAAAUAAGACAAUGGAGGUGGGCAGCAGUAGCCGGGUACGAGACCUCUGUGAGAGCAUCGCCACAAGGCUGCAGCUGGCCUCCUGGGAUGGCUGCAGUCUCUUCAUCAAGAUCACAGACAAGGUCAUCAGUCUGAAGGAAGGAGACUUCUUUUUUGACAGCCUGAGGCAGGUUUCUGACUGGGUGAAGAAGAACAGGCCCCAGAAAGAAGGGGCCUCCACACUUCCCUACCAGGUGUUUUUCAUGCGGAAACUGUGGCUCAAUGUGACCCCGGGGAAGGACGUGAAUGCAGACACCAUUCUCCACUACCACCAGGAGCUACCCAAGUACCUGCGAGGGUUUCACAAGUGCUCCAGGGAAGACGCCAUCCACCUAGCGGGCCUCAUCUAUAGAGUCCAGUUUGGCAGUGACCGGUCUCAACUGGCUAGUGUCUCAAAGAUCCUGAAAGAACUGGUGCCUCAGAACCUCACACGCCUGAUGUCCUCAGAGGAAUGGAAAAAGAACCUCCUUCUGGAAUGUGACAAACACAAAAACAAGACAGUGGCAGAGGCCAAGGUGGAGUUCCUGAAGAGGAUCUGCCGCUGGCCUACCUUUGGAUCCGCCUUCUUUGAGGUGAAGCAAACCUCUGAUCCUUCCUACCCAGACAUUCUCCUCAUUGCCAUCAACAGACAUGGGUUGCUACUCAUCCAUCCCAAGACCAAGGAACUGCUGAACACCUACUCCUUCACCAAGCUCUCCAGCUGGAGCAGUGGCAGUACUUACUUCCACAUGGCGCUGGGGAGCCUGGGCCAGGGCAGCCGUUUGCUGUGUGAGACCUCUCUGGGCUACAAGAUGGAUGACCUGCUGACCUCAUACGUCCAGCAGCUUAUGAACACAGUGAACAAGCAGCGGGGCUCCAGGGUCCCAGCCCCGGCCAACCCCUGA